AUGCGAGAGUUGAUGUAUCCGAAACCCUCCGGCACGGCUCUCAUCACCAAUCUCUUCCACACCCUUCAAGGCACCUGGUCUCUCGACCGGAAGCUACAAAGCGCGGACCCCUCAGCCCCGUCAGGUCGAUGCUCAGGCAAGGCUACAUUCACGCCCACCCAGCCUUCUCCCAUCGUCGACUCCGACGGUAAGCUACAACUCGCCGACUCGGAACUCCUCUACCAUGAACAGGGGGAUUUCGAGAUGGCCGCGGCCGCUCCAGGCCAGCCGGCGCCUCUCAAAUUGCCCUUUUCGCGGAAAUAUAUCUGGCGUCUCAAGCAGGCGGACGAGGCUCUCACCAUCAGUGUUUGGUUUACCAAACCCGGAACGGAUACGAUUGACUACCUGUUUCACCAAAUCGACAUCCCCUUCGCGCAGGACGAUGUAGAGGGUAGCCAUGGUGAAAUUGUUCUGCGCGGCACCGGAGGUCAUCUCUGUGUUGCUGACUUCUACAGCAGCUCUUACUCAUUUUCGCUGACGGGCCAAUCACCCGACUCUGUCAUCCUGUCUUCUUGGAGUACAUUGCAUGAAGUCCGAGGUCCAAAGAAAGACCAGAUAAUCGAAACAAAAUUCACCAAGGCAUGA
Molecule: messenger RNA, 624 nt
Organism: Capronia coronata CBS 617.96
Lineage: Eukaryota; Fungi; Ascomycota; Eurotiomycetes; Chaetothyriales; Herpotrichiellaceae
Exons: 1
Coding region: 1-624 (207 amino acids)
Source: RefSeq, a predicted model, not a curated record